CCUACUACUCCGAUGUUGAAAUACACAGUGCUCGUUUUACUUAUAGGGAUACCCAAGUUAUUGUUGCAGGCACAAGUGUCGUAUGAGGCGAUCUUUGUGUCAGUGACCAGUGCAGAGAACUCCAAACCAUUUGACCUUUCAAAUCUUCGACUGAUUGGUCGCGAGCGUAUUUUGAAUGGGACUUUUGAAAUACUCGAGGAUUUGGACGAAGAACAUUUUCAGAUAUCUGUGGAAAUUUACACGAAUGCUGCUCGCGACGGCAAUUUUAAGCUAAUUCCCAUGAGCAUUCCACGUCAAGGAUUGUGUACAUUCUUCAAAAAAUAUGGUUUCUAUUUAAGGGACUGCAUCAAAAAUGGCAUUAACACCGAUUUAUAUGUAAACACAACUUCUUGCUUGUUUCCCAAGGGAAAGUACUAUUUAAAGAACGUCACUAUAAACGUGCAAAAUUGGCCAAUAAUAAUGCAGCGCGGCCUUUGUCAACACGUUGGAACUCUCUAUAAAGAUGAUGUACUAAUUGGCUCAUAUAAUAUUACCUCCUCCAUCGAAGAUCGUGCUCCAAAAUAUUAUUAACCUUUAGUCCCGUUAAAAGUUCAUGUUGUA
Messenger RNA from Drosophila mauritiana, 600 nucleotides. RefSeq lists its product as uncharacterized. The transcript is spliced from 2 exons. The record is from RefSeq and is a predicted model, not a curated record. NCBI's taxonomy places the organism in Eukaryota, Metazoa, Arthropoda, Insecta, Diptera, Drosophilidae. The coding region runs from base 13 to 570 and encodes 185 amino acids.